Messenger RNA from Malassezia vespertilionis, 813 nucleotides. It is a transcript of the gene SEC65, whose product is annotated as signal recognition particle subunit. Gene Ontology annotation, molecular function: 7S RNA binding. Gene Ontology annotation, cellular component: signal recognition particle, endoplasmic reticulum targeting. Gene Ontology annotation, biological process: SRP-dependent cotranslational protein targeting to membrane; SRP-dependent cotranslational protein targeting to membrane, signal sequence recognition. Lineage: Eukaryota; Fungi; Basidiomycota; Malasseziomycetes; Malasseziales; Malasseziaceae. The coding region runs from base 1 to 813 and encodes 270 amino acids. The record is from RefSeq and is a predicted model, not a curated record. The transcript is spliced from 3 exons.
AUGGAAGCGUUUGACGAUGAUACGGAGUUCGAGCUGCCCGGCAUCUCGCCAUUGUCCGGCACACAGCUAAACACGAACACGUGGCAGAAAACGAUGGCGCAGAGCACUGCGGCGCCGUCGGACCUUGAGCGGCAUGCAGCGCAGAACGGCGAGGAGGACGGGCCACACAAACACUGGACCUGUGUGUACCCGAUAUAUAUCGAUGCAAAGCGACGGUACCGGCAUGGCUGCCGCCGCGUUGCGUAUGAAAAGGCGGCCCUUUUUCCCAGUAGCCAAAUCAUAUCCAAUGCUGCGCAGCAGCUGCGGCUCGCAUUUGUGCACGAGCCGUACCGGUGCCACCCGCAGGACUGGGAGAAUCCUGGACGCGUGAAGAUUCAGCUGCACAAGGAAGAUGGAACUUUGCAGCAUGCAAACCUGCCGACAAAAGAACAGAAAUUGUUGGAAGCACUUGCGGCACAGCUGCAGACGGUCGCCGGCGGCGUGCCGCCGGCGGUGCCUACGACGCACGGCAAGAACAACACGCGCCCCCAGAAUGUGCUGCGCGCGCGGCAGCGCAAGAUCCAGCGCGUUGCUUACGGGCCGCGCUUGCCAGCCAACUCCCCGGCCUUGCCUUCUGGCCUGAUCAACAUGGAUCUCAGCAAAAUGGCCGGCGGGGGCUUGCAGAAUAUGGGACCACUAGGCGGGAUGAUGAGCAGUAUGGGCCUCGGCGACGACGACGACGACAAGCCUGACGACGCCAACACGCCCGCACAGAAACCAGCCCCCGCACUCGGACGCCGCCAGCGGAAACGUGUCGUGCGCAUCGGGCGCUAA